AUGCGAAUAUUAAUCCUAUUGUCAGCAUUUGUUUCUCUUUCACUUUCAGAAGUGAUUACCUGUACAGAUCAGCAGUACUGGGACCAAACACAAAAAAAAUGUAUGGAAUGCGCUGUUACUAAUCCAGCAAACAACUGCAAAACUUGUUGGGCAACUGACAAGUGCACUUCUUGCAAUGAUGGUUUUUACUUGAACGAAGACUAUAAAUGCAAGGCUCGAGACACACAGAACUGUCUUACAUAUGAUGGGUUGUACUGUAUCGAAUGUCAACAAGGAUACUACAUCUCUAACAUGCUUUGCUAUACUUGUGCCCUUACUAACUGUGCUUAUUGUACGUCUACCAAAUGCUUCAAGUGUAAAGACAAUCUUGUUCUCUAUGAAUACAUCGACACCAACGGCAAUGAAAAACAAGAGUGUGUUGACUGUACCCAAACAGCAAACGACGAGAAGUGUGGGAGAUGCCCUCUUGGAAAGUACUUUGACCCUGACACAUUCACAUGCAAAGUGUGCAGAGAAGGGUGCCAACGCUGCACAACCAAAGACAAUUGUUACCUCUGUAACACAGACACUGCUCUUAUAAACCCGGAGGAUCCCACUUCUCAGUGUGGGAAGAUAACUGGAUGUCUUGACGGAAACUAUUAUGGCAAUCACUGCGAGUUAUGUGAAGACACUUAUUUCUUGUCAUUGGGGAAGUGUGAAAAGUGUGAGACAGGAUGCAAGAGAUGCAUUGAUGCAACACAGUGUGUUGAGUGUGAGAACGGUGGGACCUUGACGAACGGGAAAUGUACUAAAGACCCCAACUGUGCGAGAUCAAGUUCUAUUAUGGGCUGCAUUGAAUGUAACGAAGGGUACUACCUUGAUGACUCUUCUGUAUGCCAAGCCUGCCCUAAACAAUGCAGAACGUGUUUGAAUAGCAACUAUUGCUUUGCUUGUGCCGAGGACUAUUACUUCACUGAUGCCACUAAUGGUGUUUGUACCGUAAAGGAUAGCAGAGUUUGUAAUGUUGUAGACCAGUACGGUUGCUUGCAAUGCAGAUAUGAUGUUACUUAUAAUGAAACUCUCGACAAAAAUGUGAAUGAAGACUUGGAGGACAAAAGUAAACUGCCUAAAAACCCUCUUCUCGGCUUUUACUUGCCAAUCAUACCAAACACAAAUCCAGUUAGAUACGAACCAACGUGCGAGGCGUGCAAUGUCACAUGCCGAAUUUGUGAAUACAACAAGAACUGGUGUACUGGUUGCAAUGAAGGGUAUGCUCUUGAAAUCAACGAAACAGCUAAGGCCGAGUACUCAAAAAUAUUUGGUGUGAGUGUUGAUAUUUUCAUGUGCAUUCCAAAGCCAGAUUCGUGUGCUGAAACGGAAAUGGGGUAUUGUAUCAAAUGUGCGGAUAAGUACUUUAUCAGUCAGGUCUCUUGCAUUAAGUGCGACGAGUCAUGCGAUACCUGCACCAAACAAACUUUCUGUCAGUCGUGCAAUACUACAACAGUCAAUGGGUCUGGAACCAAUGCCAAUUACUGGAGAAGACCAUCUGACAACAUGAAGUCCGACGAAGCUAAAGGGUUGUGUCUCAGUGUUGAACAAUCGAUUGAACAAGGGUAUGGCUUAAAUUGCAGUGGACCGAUUACACAAUCUGGUUGUUCUUCUUGUCAUAUUGGUGACUAUCUUGAUGACGGAGAGUGUAAGCAUUGCCCGAGUGAAGGGAAGGAGAGAUGUUACGAAUGCAAAUUGUCUGCGUUAGACAAUGGAACACAAGUUCCCCGUUGUACUUCAUGUCAACCCGACACGGAGUAUCUUGGAAAGGAUGAUUUCUUGUGCUAUCCCUGUUCUGGCAUUAAGAAUUGUGCUUCAUGUAGUAACAGAGGAUGUUACACAUGCAACGAGGGAUAUUCUGUAUCCGCCGAUAGAAUGGAAUGUACGAAGGUGAAUCUUGCGUUGAUCAUUCCAUUGGUCGUUGUUGGGUUGUUGUUGAUCAUCAUUGUCAUUGCCAUCAUCAUCUUCUUUGUCUGGAGACGUAAGAGAAAAACAAUGAAGGAGAGAGAAAAGGAGAUCAAGCCUUUUAAGGUGUCCAAUGCUGUCGAGAUGGCUUUGUUGUCGGCAGAUAACGCGAACUUCCCAUUGAAGACUAACAAGUGGACUUUGAAUUUUGGCCACGCCGGGUCGAAGGUUGUCAUCGAUCAGCCUUAUGAAGAAACAGUGGAAGUCUCGAACACCACGAAGAAGUCAUACUUCUUCGAAAUCAUUGCUGGUGCCAACCAUUGUUAUGACCUUACUGCAGAGCCAAUGAGAUAUACGUUGAAGCCCGGAUAUGCCAUUUCCGUCAAGUUCACCAUUAAGAUGUUGUGUACUGCUAUUGUGAGUAACGAUAUUGGUAUUGUUGCUAUGGAUAUGGACGAGGAGUUGAAAGAAACUGCGAAGUUGUCUAUUAUCAUUGAGUCGGAUUUGUCGACCAAAUUGAACCACGAAGAGCUGAAGUUGCAGAUGCCGGCUAUUGGUGAAGGUGCGUUUGGUAUGGUCUUCUGUGGUACAUACAGAGGGCAAAAAGUUGCUGUGAAGAAGAUGAAAGCGAGAAACUUGACUGAAGAACAAGAGAAGGAGUUCAAACAUGAAGUCAACAUGUUGACACAAUACCGACAUCCGUGCAUUGUGUCUUUAGUUGGUGCGGUUUAUACCGAAGGUGAAAUUUCUAUUGUUACCGAAUUUGCGGAUUACGGCUCACUGAGCAAGAUCUGGGACAAGUCACAGGUUUCACUCGAUCUUAAAGUGAAGUUCAUGGAAGACUUGGUUGUUGCUUUGGCUUUCUUGCAUGACAACAACAUCAUUCACAGAGAUAUUAAGGGCGAGAACGUCUUGGUCUAUUCACUGAAUCCACACUCCCCAGUCUGCGGUAAAUUGACGGACUUUGGUACAUGCAGAAACAUCUCCGAGAGAGCGUUGUCGACGAAAGAAUUGUCCCAAGGUAUCGGAACACCAACAUACAUGUCACCAGAGUGUUUGGCUAAUACUGCAUACACUUACUCGUCUGAUAUCUAUUCACUUGCUAUGGUCUUAUAUGAAACAUUCACAGAGAAGCAAGCUUAUCUUGAAGACGAAAGAUUCAAUCAGCCUUGGAUGAUUCCUCAGUUUGUCAUUGAAGGAAAGAGACUUGAGAAGCCAAAUGGUAUACCAGAGAACUACUGGACUUUAAUCGAACAAUGCUGGAAACAAGAACCAACGGAGAGACCAACUAUCGGCCAAGUCUACCAAACACUUGUCAGCUGGGGGAUGGAUGUCACUAACACUGAACUCGCUGGACAAUCCGCAAUGAAACAAAUGCCAGUGGAACCACAACAACCAAUGGGAACAGCACCAGUUGCAACUACCGAACCACAGGCAGACCAAGCCGAUAAGAAGUCUGUUUCAUCGAAAGAAGACUAA
Molecule: messenger RNA, 3411 nt
Organism: Entamoeba invadens IP1
Lineage: Eukaryota; Evosea; Mastigamoebida; Endamoebidae
Product: serine-threonine protein kinase, putative
Exons: 2
Coding region: 1-3411 (1136 amino acids)
Biological process (GO): protein phosphorylation
Molecular function (GO): protein kinase activity; ATP binding
Source: RefSeq, a predicted model, not a curated record